AUGUCUAAUCCUCUUGAGGAAUUAUCGGAUGGCCAAAACCAAGAAGUUUUGAUCGGCAGUAGUGGUGAUGGUAACAAUGCUAAAAGAGGAGAAGCACAUACAGAGAUGUCGUAUUUAAAUGCAAGACCUUUUAUCAAACCUGAGGUAUUGGAAUUCAGUAGUCCAGAGUUAGAAGAAAGGAACGAGAAUGCUUUUGUGCAAAACUAUGCAUUACAACAGAAUAAUAAUCAGACUCAUAAUGAUAGCAGUUAUAAUAAUAGUAAUAAUGAUAACAAUUAUGGUAAAAAUGGCGAGCCAUUGCCAAGUCUUAAUACCAAUGAAAUGUUCUUCUCACCUUCUUCCACGUCUUCUCAGAAUUGGAGAACUCCAACUCUAAAAGUAGAAGAUCAUGAUGGUUGGCAAGAGAUGUUAGAACCAUCACCAAUGAGUCAUCAAGAUGUACAGUCAUCACAGCCUUUCGAAAGUGAUAGGAGAUUUCUAAGCACUUCAAGUUGGCAGCCUGAAAAUGAUCCAUAUACAAGCGAUCUAGACUCAGAUUUUGGUGGUACUUCAAGUGUUUAUCAUACCCCGAAUUUGACUGCACAAGAUGCGACGAUUGCUUCACCCGCAAUGUCCUAUCUGACAACAGGUGAUGAUGAAGUUGAUGAUUUAUUAAGUGUUAAAUCGGGAGUGAGUAGUAACUCAAAUUGCAUGUUGCCAAGGAAUUCCGAUGGUUAUAAGCAUGUUACCAAUAUAAAUGAAUUGGAUAACUUGUUAACUGUUAUUAAUGAUCACUUUGACUUAGAGCUUAACGAUUUGGGGUCAUCGUCGGUUCCCAGUAAUAAUCAGGAGUUGAGAAGAGAUAUGGACUUGGAAAUGCCAAACCAACAACAGUCACAAUCAAUUCAGCCUCCACCUGUAAUAUCAAUUCAAGAAUUUCCCGAGCAACCUAUUAUGAAUAGGAAUGAAGAUCAACAUUUACCGGAACAGGAUUCUUCACCUUCACCAGAGGAAACGGUUCCCCUGCAACGACAACGUGAUAAGCAGCAUGAUGCUUAUUCAAACCUUAAACAGCAGCAAACACAACAGCAGCAAACACAACAGCAGCAAACACAACAGCAGCAACAACAACAGCAACAGCAGCUACAAAAUAUACUGUUGUGCCCGACGGAUAGUUUAUCAGAUGCGAGUUAUGAGGAGAUGCGUAGUGGCAGGAUAAAAAAAAGACGUGCAUCUCAUGGUUCAAGACGGUUAUCAAGGGCUUCUAGAUCUUCAAGUGUUUCACCCGACGAGAAAGCAAGAUCCCUAGGAGAAGAUAGUGACCGAUUAUUGGAACUAGCAGAUUUGCAACUACCCUCUCCAAUACCCAGUAGACAAAACAGUAACAAUAGCGGCGGUGAUACUAAUAAUAAUGCCAAUGAUAGUAGUAAUGAUUUUACGAAAGCUGGCGGUAAAUCUAUGGGUGCACUAGAAGAAGGCGAAACUUUACAGAAUUUAUCGGGAAAUACAAAGAAAAGAUUAUCCCAAAAGAAUCCUGCUGCCUUUGCAUGUGAAUUAUGCGGGAAAAGGUUUACUAGGCCAUACAAUUUGAAAUCACAUCUGCGAACGCAUACUAAUGAAAGACCAUUUGAAUGCUCCAUAUGUGGUAAAGCUUUUGCACGUCAACAUGAUCGUAAAAGACAUGAAGAUUUACAUACGGGUAAGAAAAGAUACGUCUGUGGUGGAACUCUGAAGAACGGUUCAUCUUGGGGGUGUGGUAAAAAAUUUGCGAGAAGUGAUGCAUUGGGUAGACAUUUCAAGACUGAAAGUGGUAGAAGAUGUAUAGUACCACUGUAUGAGGAAGCAUCAAGAGAAAAAGGUUUUAUUCCAGAUCUUCCCUGA
Molecule: messenger RNA, 1860 nt
Organism: Zygosaccharomyces rouxii
Lineage: Eukaryota; Fungi; Ascomycota; Saccharomycetes; Saccharomycetales; Saccharomycetaceae
Gene: CRZ1
Product: DNA-binding transcription factor CRZ1
Exons: 1
Coding region: 1-1860 (619 amino acids)
Biological process (GO): regulation of transcription by RNA polymerase II
Cellular component (GO): PcG protein complex; transcription regulator complex
Molecular function (GO): RNA polymerase II cis-regulatory region sequence-specific DNA binding; DNA-binding transcription factor activity, RNA polymerase II-specific
Source: RefSeq, a predicted model, not a curated record